Penicillium soppii is the source of this 474-nucleotide messenger RNA. RefSeq lists its product as uncharacterized. The record is from RefSeq and is a predicted model, not a curated record. Lineage: Eukaryota; Fungi; Ascomycota; Eurotiomycetes; Eurotiales; Aspergillaceae. The coding region runs from base 1 to 474 and encodes 157 amino acids. The transcript is spliced from 2 exons.
AUGGAAGCCACAGAUUUUGAUGCAGUGCUUAGAUGGGGCGAAGAUCAUGAUGAAUUCCCCGAUCUCCAGUAUAACUUAGGCAUUGACGAUACAUUCCCGUGGGACCAUCUUUUGGAUGAGUACCUGGACCCAUUCGAGCAUCUAGACCCAUUCCCACUUGGCGCACUCCCCCCAAUCGAUGAGAUAGUGGAGCCCCUUGAUGCACUCCCCGAGCUAUCACCUAGUCAGUCACCGCAAUGCAACAUUCAGAUGUUAAGCGAAUCAAUCACUGAGCUUAAAGACCGUGUUAAUGGGUUGGAAGACCGGUAUGGUACCCUUUCUCACCUCAAAAGAAAUCCAGAGCCUGACUAUGUUAGAAUUACGGAGAAGCAAAAAAGAAUUGCCGACUUGGAGGCUUAUAUCGAGAGCCUUCAGCCAUUUCUAUUGCAACUUGGUACAUCCAUCGAAGGACUCUUGACAGAGACCCCAAAGUAA